Nannospalax galili (Upper Galilee mountains blind mole rat) is the source of this 4187-nucleotide messenger RNA. It is a transcript of the gene Rnf141, whose product is annotated as ring finger protein 141. The transcript has 7 exons. Lineage: Eukaryota; Metazoa; Chordata; Mammalia; Rodentia; Spalacidae. The coding region runs from base 322 to 1014 and encodes 230 amino acids. Gene Ontology annotation, biological process: protein autoubiquitination. The record is from RefSeq and is a predicted model, not a curated record. Gene Ontology annotation, molecular function: ubiquitin-protein transferase activity.
CGUGGGGCGUGGCCUGCGUCACUGAGGUGCGACCGGGGCGCCUAUCGCGCCGCCGCCGCCUAGCGGGUCCGAGCGGCAGCUGAGGCGGCUCGGAUCGCGAUGCCUUGAACCUGGGCACCAGGAUCCUUCCCAUUUUGGACACUUUCUGAAACCUCUGCCUAGAAUGUCCUCUCACCAUGCCUCUACUCUUUGUCUCUUGCAAAGUCUGACCAUCUUUCUGGACCCAAAUCAAAUGUUCGUCCAGGGAUUUCUUUCCUGACACAAGACUAGAAACUAUGUGAAGUGGUACUCUUUCUGAAUUCUAAAAGACAUCAUUUCAUCAUGGGACAGCAAAUUUCGGAUCAGACACAGUUGGUUAUUAACAAGUUACCGGAAAAAGUAGCAAAACACGUCGCAUUGGUUCGAGAGAGUGGCUCCUUAACUUAUGAGGAAUUCCUUGGGCGAGUGGCUGAACUUAAUGAUGUAACUGCUAAGGUGGCUGCUGGCCAGGAAAAACAUCUUCUUUUUGAGGUACAACCUGGGUCUGAUUCCUCUGCCUUUUGGAAAGUGGUUGUACGGGUUGUGUGUACCAAGAUUAACAAAAGCAGUGGUGUUGUGGAAGCUUCUCGAAUCAUGAAUUUAUACCAGUUUAUUCAACUUUAUAAAGACAUCACAAGUCAAGCUGCUGGAGUAUUGGCUCAGAGCUCUACUUCUGAAGAACCGGAUGAAAACUCAUCCUCUGUUUCAUCUUGUCAGGCUAGUCUUUGGAUGGGCAGGGUGAAGCAGCUGACCGAUGAGGAGGAGUGCUGCAUCUGCAUGGAUGGGCGCGCUGACCUCAUCCUGCCUUGUGCUCACAGCUUUUGUCAGAAGUGUAUUGAUAAAUGGAGUGAUCGACACAGGAAUUGCCCCAUUUGUCGCCUACAGAUGACUGGAGCAAAUGAGUCCUGGGUGGUGUCAGACGCACCCACUGAAGAUGACAUGGCUAACUAUAUUCUCAACAUGGCUGACGAGGCAGGCCAGCCCCACAGGCCGUGACUUUGUGGGAAAGACUUUGAUUUGCUAUUGUGAGCUACGCAUGCAUUGUGGUGAUAGAGGAGGAAUGGAGGGACAUUGUGGCACACGCACAGAAAAAUCCGUAUUUUCCAUCCUCUUAUUUUUGCUAUACUGAAAUGUCCCGUUUUUAAAUAAACUUCCAAUGUCUUCCAUUUAUGAUAAACUAAAAGUUGCUACUGUACUGUUUUAGGCCGUAUUUUCCUAUUGUUUAUCUGUUCUAAUGUAUAUUAGAACUAAUUGCUCUUGAAUCCUUUGCUAACAGAUAAUAGCAAUAUUUCCAGAGACUUGGAACACUGCAGUUUUUCAGGGAGGAAGUAUUCUGGAAUCUUUUUAGGUAGAUUUAAAGUAAGUUUUAGAUGUUGAAAAGUUGUAAAAUUUUAAAUGACAAAAAACAUUGUAGACUGCACCUAAGUGUGUUACUACUUAAAAACCAGUCUUUCUGCUGGAACCUAAGGAGUGUGAGUUCUGCCCCCUUGUGGUUAAUUACAGCUCCUUUAAUAGUGUUUACUUGAUAUGACCCAUAGUUACUUCAUAACUUUAUAUAAAAGUUAAGCAAUGUGUUUUGGAACUACAUGCUUUUUGCCUAAGUCUUUUUAUUUCUUGCCAUACUGUAUAACUUCGGGAAGGACUGUAAAGUUGGGGCUUUACUUUGUAAAUAGACUCUACUGCAAGAAUCUUCUUGGCUGUUCUAGAAAUGUAUUUCCAAAUCCAGGUAAUUUUUAGUUAUCUUUUCAUAAUGCCCAGACAGCUUGGAUUUUUAUAAGAUUUUUCUUUAUCACAGAUACCACAUCUUAUAUUUCCAAAUUGCAAGUCAUCCAGUGCUGAUUUAUAAUGCUUUUAGUUUCAGGUAAAGGCAUCUUUCUGAGGCUUCAGUAUCCUCAUAUUUCUUAUAUUAAAAGAAAGAAAAUGAAGGUGGAGCUUUUUCACCCUUUAUAUGUGGAACUCCUAAGUACUUGAGACCAGUCUGGCUUUCUUACUGUUGUGCUGCGCUUCCUUCUGUCUCUGAAAAGAGCACAGGGUUAUGACCCUGCAUAGCCCUCGGCCAUUUUAUGGCUUAUGAAGUAAAAACUUCAAUGUUAACAUUUCAAUAUUAACAUUUUGGCCUGUAAUAAAAUUAGGCAUGAAGUCACCUUUUUUAAAAAAGGCAUUUUAGCAUUCCAUGGAAAUUUUCUGACCGAUUAUUGACAAGUUGCAAAUGUUACUGUUUUCCUAAGCACAAAGGAACACAAUUUAAUUUGCUGCUUAUUGAUGACAGAAAUUUUUUUAGUAUUAACAUUUUCUGUUUAUUUGUUUUUGUUUUGUUUUGAGAUAAGGUUUCCCUGUAGCCCCAGCUGACCUUGAACUCACAGUGCUGGGAUCAAAGGCCACCAUGCCAGGAGAGCAUUAACAUUUUAAUGGGCAUGCAAAUAAAAUCCAUUUCAAGUACAAGAAAGUGACUUGCUUAGUAUUGAAGACUGAGUAGUCAUGAAGGGGGCAGUCAUGAAAGGGACAGGAAGCAGCAGAUAACUAAGUGCUCUCUACACUGGGUGUUUAAGCUAAUAGGGAGCUGGCUUUCUGUCUUUAUCACCUGGUUCUGAUUGGCUUUGUGACCUUGAGAGAAUCUCUUACCUCAUGUCUGUAGGUGUCUACUAGAGACAGUAAGAUUGAAUUUAUGGUUUCCACACUGUUUAGCAAUGGGACUUUUUUUUUCCAAGUAAACUUGAGAGUCCACGUACACUUGAGUACAUGCAUACAAACUACCUUGUGAUAUAGAAACUACAUUUUAUGAAUACAAAUCUCCUUACAUAAACUUCAUAUACUGUGAUGACUGUAAAGUCAGUGAAAUUAAAACAAUACAAUGGUGACACAUAGUUUUAUUAGAAUUUAGUGAGUAACAAACUUGUGUGAUGGGAAGUUUUUGUUUUGCAAAAGAAAUUUAAUUCAGGGCUGGAGAUACCGCUCCUCUGGCAGUGCCUGUUUGGCAUCCAUGGCAUGCACGAUGCCCUGGGUUCAAUCCCCAGAAACACAUAAAAAUUAGCACUCCUGGUGGGACACACCAGUAAUCUCAGGGUUUGAGAGAUGUGUGCGGGAGAAUCAGAGGUUCAAGGUGAUCCUCAAUCACAUAGCAAUUUCAAGGCCAGCCUGGGCUAUAUUGAGACCAUUUCAAAAAAAAUUUUUUUUAAUUGAAAUUUGCGGAUUAAUAAUCUCUCCCAUAUCAUCCCAUGGAACAUAUUUUGAAAACCUUGGGACAUGUUUGACACGUUUUCCAGUUCAAAAAUUGUAGAGUGUCCUUUUGGAUUAGACUUGCUGAGUUUAAUUCAAGUUGCCUAAUUUAAAAUGUUUCUGAAAACACACAAGGUAGCUCUAUGGGCUUGGGAUCUUUCCAGCAAUAGCCAGUGAUGUUAUUCCCCAGAACCCUUCCUUCACCUUUGAAUGGAUUGUUUAGCAGUGCGUCCACUGGCUUGAUAGUAGCCACACCCCUUUCUUAUAAUAUGACCUCCAAGACACUUAACUGACCUACUGUGAAGUGUAAAACAGGGUGAUAGUUCUUCAGAUGUGAAUGGUGGGUUCUGCUGUACUAUCUAAUCAUGAAAGUUGUAAAUUUGUCUCGUGAAUAAAAUGUACAUGUUUUCUAUUCUGUACAGCUUUGUGUUUUUAAAAUAUUAAGUACUUAAUUGUAUUUACUCUGCUAGGAAAUAACGUGUGCCUUCUAAGAUUUGUGAAAUGGUCUCUUGCUUUGAGGAAUUUAAGUUACACUGUUUGCACUAUCCUAACUCACUAACAGCGAGUUGGCUCAUAAUGCUGUAGAAUUUUAUUUUUAGAAAAUAAGUUUGACUAUGUGCUGAGUUAGAGGCUGAGAAUAGUGGUGUCUAAUUCUUAGGAGAAACUGGUCAAUUGUGCAAUAAGUAAACUUUGCAAGUAAACUUUAGCUAAUUGAAAACACUUUAUGUGAUUUCACAUUCUUAUACACUAAAUGUUUAUAUGAAUUAGAGGACUGUUUUAUAUUGUGCUCCGGGAAGUUGUGAUAUUUGUGUGCUAUGUUUGAGAUUCAUUUCAAAUUGGGCCUGAUUUCCUUAUAUCUAAUACGUAUCUGGAUAAUAAGGCUACUUGGAAAUCUUUUGGUUCAAUGAUUUUUAACAUUGGGCAGUUGGGUUCAUUAAAGAUCAUCUGAAGAA